CCUCGCGCGCUCUUCCCUUUCAAACCGACACUGAUCUUCAAGUCGCUCUAAACCGAAGAAACCGUUAAUUUUAAAAUUCAGAACAUUAAAAUUCCACCUUAAGAGGUAUAAUGACAGAAGAUAGCGUCGCUUGUGUGAUUAAAACACCAGUCCCGCUCCAAAUUGGGGAUAUAAAAUCCAACUCCGGGAAGCCUGGUGUUUUUGCAAUUGAUAUCUCUUUUCCACGUGAAAGGGGAAUUAAUCUUCGGGCCAUCACGUUUAAGAAUUACUACACUGCUUUCUUAACUAUACGUAUUCACCGACCUGUUCUCUCAGAGUCUGACAAAAAAACGGCAAAAUGGAAUACCUGUACAAGGAAUUUACCUCUGAUGCCCAAUCCCCAUGCUGAGAAGGGAUCUCAGGACUACUUUUCUGUUCAUAAACAUCAGAUGCUGUGCGAACCAAAUGGGGUGACAGCAAUGCGCCUGAUUCUUCGACAACCAUCUCCAGUUUGGCUAAGUUUUUCAGUAGAAGACAUCAAACUAUAUGAAUGUGACCAGGAUAAUCUACAGAGAGGAAAUGGAUCAUGGCUGUCCCAUCUUACUCCACUGGAGAGACCUUUGAACUUAAAUGUUGGCCUCCCCGAUCCUGAGGCUGUGGCUUCCAGUGUACAACACAUGUGGCUGUUAACUGAAAUGGUUCGAAACACUCCGACUUGCACCCGUGUUGGACGUUUUGAUGUGGAUGGUUCCUAUGAUAUCAACUUGCUGUCCUACACCUGACUGCUCCAUCCUACAAUACAAUUUCUUCUGGGAAGGUCUGAAUUCAAAGUAUCUUAUGUGUGAGUGUACAUGCUCCUCCAGGUUUGUGUGACUCGAUGUCCUUAACAAAGCUUGAAGUGUCACAGGACCCUUUUUGCUAUUUGCCAGACCGCUGCUUGUUAUCCGCAUAUUAAGUUAUUAAAUCUGAUAAACUGUUGAUUUACCAUGCGUCAAUCAGAUAAUUUAAAUGCACUGAUAUAUGCCUAACUCCUGUAUGUUUUGGUAAAGGUGGGGUCUUAGAGCUGAAAUAAAGCUUCCACUUUUGGUUUAUCUGUA
This is a messenger RNA of Callorhinchus milii (elephant shark), 1076 nucleotides long. It is a transcript of the gene nicn1, whose product is annotated as nicolin 1. The transcript is spliced from 7 exons. NCBI's taxonomy places the organism in Eukaryota, Metazoa, Chordata, Chondrichthyes, Chimaeriformes, Callorhinchidae. The record is from RefSeq and is a predicted model, not a curated record. Bases 111 to 761 code for a protein of 216 amino acids. Gene Ontology annotation, cellular component: nucleoplasm.